GCCGGACAUCCUUUCCCCUCUCCAAACCCGGCUAUUGGUGCAUUCCCUGGAUUUUAGGUCUGGAUCCUUCUCUGCCUGUAAUUUUGCAACUCCCUUCUUGUUAGAGAUUUGAUUGUAUAUGAACCCCUUUUUCUUGGAGUUGCAUUGAAGCUAUUGGGAAGUAAAAGCACAAGGACAUUGUCUGUCUGCUGUUUUCAUUCUUCAAAUUUUCCUUUUUUUUUUCUUAGAGUUUUUGCUAAAUGUGUGGAAGGGUAUCUUUUUUAGUAUCGGUAUGAUAAGCAGGAGAAGGUGUAUGCAUCGUUUAUUUACGAUUCACAAUAGUAUUAAUCAUCAAAGUUGGUGGAUUCAUCCUUUAAUGGCCUUUACAUCAUCUACCUUCUUCGUUAGACCCAAAGAUUCCUUUGUAUUAUCUAACAAGGGCUAUAAUCAGAUUUUGUCAUGUGUCAAGUUUUUAUCUACCUCCAUUGAUCCAAAGGGUGGUGGAGGAAAAUACCCUUUUAACAAUGCAACGACGGGUCUCAGGCUUUGGGGUUGCUCUUCUUCUUCUAAUGAUUCAAAUAUAAGUUGUGCGGGUUACAACAACAAGUACAUGAAUGGAUUUCAGGUUUUUGUUCCACCCCAUCCGCUCUUGCUACAUGAUGAUGAUGAGGAAGCUAGUACUAGUAGUGCUACUAAGCCUUCUGACACUAACAACGAUCCAUCUCACAGAGGAAGCUCUGCUGGAUUCUUUAACCAAGAUUUACACGACAAAAUUGUUGUAGCUGUUGAUGUUGAUGAAGUCCUUGGGAACUUUGUUUCAGCUCUCAACGAAUUUGUUGCAGACCGUUACUCAUCAUACCAUUCGGUGUCCGAGUAUCAUGUAUAUGAAUUCUUCAAGAUAUGGAAGUGCUCAAGAGAUGAAGCUGAUAUCCGUGUCCAUGAAUUCUUCAAGACCUCUUAUUUCAAGACCGGAAUUCGUCCAAUUCCCGGUGCUCGACAGACUCUUCAAAAGUUGUCUAGAUUCUGUAACCUAUCAAUUGUGACGUCCCGGCAAAAUGCCAUUAAAGAUCACACAAUUGAGUGGAUUGAGAGGCAUUAUCCUGGAUUGUUUCAGGAUAUGCACUUCGGGAAUCACUUUGCACUGAAUGGGCAGUCAAUAGCCAAAUCAGAUAUUUGCAGGUCCUUGGGAGCAAAUGUUUUGAUUGAUGACAAUCCGAGGUAUGCUAUUGAGUGCGCGGAAGUUGGAAUCAAGGUUCUUCUUUUUGAUUAUGAAAAUUCAUAUCCAUGGUCGAAAAGCGAGUCACUUAAUGGGCAUCCCAUGGUUAAGAAAGUGCACAACUGGGGAGAAGUGGAGCAUCAAUUAGCUUCAUGGAUAGUUCCCAGGAAUUCCUCUUCAAACUAGGGUCAGGAAAGAAAAUAAGAAAAUGCAUUGAUUUUUAUUCUAUUCGACUCCUUUUAGAAGCAGUGGUAAACCCGGUGACCAAAGGGUCAAGCCUCUGCUGUUAAGAAGUUGGUAAACAUGUAGAAUAUCUUUUAUGUUUUUUUCCAUUUAGUCUUUCUUCUUUGUACAGAUAUGAAAUCCUCAGAGCGACUUAGUGAUGAGACUUCUUUAGAUAGUUUAGAGUCGAAGCCUCUGACGGUCUCAUUCUACUUUGGAAUCCAUAAGGUAAUGACAAUAUUCUAGAAAUUUACUCUUGUUGAA
Messenger RNA from Solanum dulcamara, 1681 nucleotides. RefSeq lists its product as uncharacterized. The record is from RefSeq and is a predicted model, not a curated record. The coding region runs from base 272 to 1381 and encodes 369 amino acids. NCBI's taxonomy places the organism in Eukaryota, Viridiplantae, Streptophyta, Magnoliopsida, Solanales, Solanaceae. The transcript is spliced from 6 exons. Gene Ontology annotation, molecular function: 5'-nucleotidase activity. Gene Ontology annotation, biological process: deoxyribonucleotide catabolic process.